UCGUUAAAGAUGUCCAAGAAUUCUAGUAGUCCCAACCUUAUAACCGAAAUUCUUUCCCGUCAACGCCGGCAACGGCGAUACCGCUCAGCUCGUCCGGCGGUCAGAACGGUUACCCAAGGAUUGCAAGUGACUGUUCCAAAAACAGCAUCACACCGUUUAUACCGCCGCAAGAAACAGUUUCAAAAAGCGGUUGACAUUUUCGUGCACAGUUCUUGCAAAUUCGAUCAGGUGAAUGAACCGCAACGAAGCAGAUCAACGACAACCCGAUCUCACAAGCUUGCGGAUAGAAUGCUGUCUAAAUUUUUGAACCUUCCUCGUGUGGAACAGCUCCGCUAUUUUCGCUGUGCUGACAUGAUGAACGCGCAGAACCGGGUAACUGUAUGUUCGGAUCCGUUUCUACUAUUUUUGCAAGAUUUCACACAAGAAUGCAAUGAGCUUAAAGCUCUGGAAAGGACACAUUUUCCACCGAGAAGAGCAAGUCGGACAGAAAACUUCUUAUCGGACGAUCUAGAUGAUAUUGACAUCGAUGAUCCUUUGCUAGAUGAGCUGCCGGUUUUGGAACAGGCAUUAUCAAUAGCGAAACAGGCAUGGGACGGGCUCUCGGACGAAGCAAGAGAACCGUAUCGCUUUCGAGCAAUACUGGCAGCAUUCUUUCCUGUUUCAAUGGACCAAGCAUUCUGAUCAUUUGGUCGAUUUAAUGUAACAACUUCUUUGAACAUUUUGAUUCUAAUGAUACGGGUAGAAUUUUCUGGUCGACGAAAAUAAUAUUAUUUGCGGGUUUAAAAUCAUGCUACAAUAUAAUCAUUAAAACAUUUUAUGAUAUUGUUGCAAACAUUAUCAAUAAUCUCAAAUCAUCUUCCCUUUUGGCGCUACAACCUCGAAAUGUCUAGGCUUGCCAGUUUUGGC
Anopheles stephensi (Asian malaria mosquito) is the source of this 906-nucleotide messenger RNA. RefSeq lists its product as uncharacterized. Lineage: Eukaryota; Metazoa; Arthropoda; Insecta; Diptera; Culicidae. The transcript has 2 exons. The record is from RefSeq and is a predicted model, not a curated record. Bases 10 to 681 code for a protein of 223 amino acids.